Messenger RNA from Ricinus communis (castor bean), 1582 nucleotides. Its product is annotated as UDP-glycosyltransferase 74F2. Gene Ontology annotation, molecular function: UDP-glycosyltransferase activity. The record is from RefSeq and is a predicted model, not a curated record. Lineage: Eukaryota; Viridiplantae; Streptophyta; Magnoliopsida; Malpighiales; Euphorbiaceae. The transcript is spliced from 2 exons. The coding region runs from base 62 to 1438 and encodes 458 amino acids.
UAUAUAAAAGCACUUUAAUACACAGUUCAGAAGUUGCAAUUUCCUUUGCUUGCAACCAAAAAUGGAGCAAGAAAAGAAAGGCCGAACAUCUCACUGCAUAGUCUUAGCCUAUCCAAUCCAAGGCCACAUAAACCCAAUGCUUCAGUUCUCUAAGCGGAUACAACAUAAAGGAGUUAAGGUCACUCUAGUUACCACUCGCUUCAUUUACAAAACCCUCAUGCAUAAACCACCCUCUACUUCUGUUGAUCUUGAAACCAUAUCCGAUGGCUACGAUGAUGGUGGUAUAGAUGAUGCAGAAAGCAUCAAGGUGUAUCUUGAUACCUUCAGAAAGGUGGGUUCUCAAACGCUCACAGAUCUAGUCCACAAGUUGAGUAUCUCUGGCUGCCCUGUGGACUGCAUUGUUUAUGAUGCAUUUUUGCCUUGGUGUCUUGAAGUUGCCAAGAAAUUUGGGAUCUACGGUGCUGUUUAUUUCACUCAAUCUUGUGCUGUUGAUAUCAUAUAUUAUCAUGCGAAUCAAGGGCUGAUUGAACUUCCUUUGAAGGAGAUUAAAAUAUCGGUUCCUGGGUUGCCUCCACUUCAACCUCAAGAUCUGCCGUCUUUUCUUUAUCAAUUUGGAACCUACCCUGCCGCCUUUGAAAUGCUUGUUGAUCAAUUCUCUAAUAUUGGUAAGGCUGAUUGGGUUCUCUGCAAUACGUUCUAUGAGCUGGAAUAUGAGGCAGCAGAUUGGCUUGCAAAACUAUGGCCAUUAAGGACAAUCGGACCAACAAUUCCAUCUAUGUACUUAGACAAGCAGCUUCAAGAUGACAGAGACUAUGGAUUCAAUAUCUUUAAGCCAAAUGAUGAUGCUUGCAUGAAUUGGCUGAAGGAUAAGCCAAAAGGGUCAGUAGUAUAUGUAUCAUUCGGAAGUCUGGCAACUCUGGGGGUUGAGCAGAUGGAAGAGCUAUCUUGGGGAUUAAAGAUGAGUGACAGCUAUUUCCUAUGGGUAGUGAGAGCACCAGAAGAGGCUAAACUCCCAAAGAACUUCAUGUCAGAGAUAACUGAGAAAGGAUUAGUGGUGAAAUGGUGUCCACAGCUACAAGUGUUAGGAAAUGAAGCAGUCGGAUCUUUUCUUACACAUUGUGGGUGGAACUCUACCUUGGAAGCUUUGAGUUUGGGAGUUCCAAUGGUGGCAAUGCCUCAGUGGACAGACCAAACAACUAAUGCAAAGUAUAUUGAGGAUGUCUGGAAAAUGGGAGUUAGAGUUCCAGUUGAUGAGAAAGGAAUUGGAAGGCGAGAUGCUAUAAGAGAGUGCAUAAGGGAAGUAAUGGAGGGAGAAAGAAGAACAGAGAUGGAUGUAAAUGCUAAGAAAUGGAGGAAUUUAGCUCAGAUGGCUGCCGGUGAAGGUGGAAGUUCCGACAAGAACAUUAGGGAGUUUGUUGUCAAGUUGGGUCGCUCUUAAAUUAAUGUUUCUCUUCAUGUACUUCUUCUACCCAGGAAAGAAGGAAAAAUCUAAAUGAGUGACCAAAUUCAUUAAUUUAAUUAAUUUAGUAAUGUAUCAAUACUUGAAAGUAUUAUAUAUUAGUAUUAUUUAAUUUGUUUAUUA